Ceratosolen solmsi marchali is the source of this 3846-nucleotide messenger RNA. It is a transcript of the gene bel, whose product is annotated as ATP-dependent RNA helicase bel. Gene Ontology annotation, molecular function: nucleic acid binding; ATP binding; RNA helicase activity. Bases 121 to 2193 code for a protein of 690 amino acids. The transcript has 9 exons. The record is from RefSeq and is a predicted model, not a curated record. NCBI's taxonomy places the organism in Eukaryota, Metazoa, Arthropoda, Insecta, Hymenoptera, Agaonidae.
GAGUGAGUGAGAAGAAAGACGAAGGGGAAAGGAAGAAGAAGACGGGCGGAUAUUUUAUCAAGAGUUGAAGACGAGUUCCUACGACAGUGAUACGAAAUCUACGCACCGAGGCGGAGUAAUAUGAGUAAUGCAGCCAACCAGAAUGGAUCAGGUCUAGAGCAGCAAAUAGCUGGUCUGGACUUGCAGGACUCCCGCCAACCGAGUGGGGGUCGCUACAUUCCACCACACCUACGAAACAAACCUGCAAAUUCGUUUUCAGACUGCCCUCCAGGUAACGAUCGUAUUCCUUCAUCGCACUCCCGCUUCUCGGACCGAGACCGAGACCGAGACCGCGGCCGUGGCCUAGGCGGAGGUGGCUCCAGCUACUCUGGGAUCGACUCUCGUGGGCGCAACGACGCGGAUUUCGGUAAUUUCGGAGGUCGCAAUCGACGCCAGGAGAAUGGUCGGGACUACCGUUAUGAACGCGAUGGCGGACAGGGUGGCGGGAGCGACAGAUGGUCAGAUCAGCUGCGUAGCAACGAUCGUUGGCAAGAGCAGCCCAGAAAUGAUCGAAUGUCCAGCUCUGGUGGUGGGAGAUGGAAAGACGACGAUAGAAGGGGUGGCAAGUCCGAUAUCGACUGGACCAUGCCGACUGCGAGGGACGAGAGGGCCGAGGUAGAAUUGUUCGGUGCAAGAAGCACGGGAAUCAAUUUUAAUAAAUAUGAGGAUAUUCCAGUGGAUGCAUCUGGCGAUAAUAUACCGCAGCACAUCACAACCUUCGACGAUGUUAAGCUGACGGAGAUCAUCAAGAAUAGUAUAAACUUGGCCGGCUACAAUCAACCGACGCCUGUCCAGAAAUACGCAAUACCAAUUAUUAUUGCCCGGCGUGACUUGAUGGCUUGUGCCCAGACGGGCUCUGGUAAAACGGCCGCCUUUCUCGUGCCGAUUCUCAAUCAGAUCUACGAGAGUGGACCGCUGCCAAUGCCGCCCAGUUGCGGCGGGCGGCGUAAGCAAUAUCCCCUGGGUCUGGUGCUGGCGCCCACCCGCGAGCUCGCUACGCAAAUUUACGAAGAGGCGCGCAAGUUCGCCUACAGAUCAAGAAUGCGCCCGGCCGUCGUCUACGGGGGCUCCAGUAUUACCGAGCAGAUGCGCGACCUUGAUCGCGGAUGCCAUCUCCUGGUGGCCACACCCGGGCGACUUAGUGACAUGCUGGAAAGAGGCAAGAUCGGCCUGCAAAAUUGCCGUUACUUAGUACUUGAUGAGGCUGAUAGAAUGCUCGAUAUGGGUUUUGAACCACAAAUUCGAAAAAUUGUUCAAGAAAAUAAUAUGCCUAGAACUGGUGAAAGACAAACUCUUAUGUUUUCUGCUACUUUUCCCGAACAGAUUCAAGUACUGGCAAGAGAUUUCUUGAGUAAUUAUAUUUUCUUGACUGUCGGUAGAGUUGGCUCAACAUCAGAGAACAUUACUCAGAAAAUUGUCUGGGUGGAUGAUCCAGAUAAACGAUCAUAUCUUCUCGAUUUGCUUGAAGCGACUGACUUACAAAAUCCCAAAGCAGGCGCGGGAUCACUGACAUUGGUAUUCGUGGAGACAAAGAAAGGAGCUGAUAUGCUAGAACAAUUCCUUUAUAAUUUGAAUUUCCCCGUCACAAGUAUUCACGGUGACAGAUCUCAGGCAGAGCGUGAGGAGGCAUUACAGAAUUUCCGUGAAGGGAAUACACCAAUUCUGGUGGCCACUGCUGUUGCCGGUCGUGGUUUGGAUAUUCCUCAUAUAAAACAUGUCAUCAAUUUUGAUCUUCCAGGCGAUGUCGAAGAAUAUGUUCAUCGUAUUGGUCGUACUGGACGUAUGGGAAAUCUUGGUACUGCAACAUCUUUCUUCAAUUACAAAAACCAAAAUUUAGUGCGUGAGCUAGUAUCAUUACUUGUCGAAGCAAACCAAGAAUUACCACAAUGGCUAGAGUCUAUGUAUGUAGAGGGAAGACACGGUGGUGGAAGUAGAAGACCACCUGCUAAGAGUAGCAGCCGCUUCGGCGCUAAAGAUUAUCGUCAGUCGAGUGGCGGUGGACCGCCUGGGCGCAGUAAUGGUCCGUCUUCUAGACCUGGUUAUGGAGGUAGUUACGGAGGUGGAGGUGGCGGCUAUGGUGGCAACCACAACAACUCUUCGUAUAAUUCCAGUAACAAUAGCAGUAACAACGGUAGUGUUGACUGGUGGCAGUAAUUACGUGGCAAAUAGAGGCAUCAGUAAAAAAAAAAAAAAAACAAACGCACCGUCGUCAUCAAGCUACUAUUAUUACUACUACUACUUUACAUACAAAUUCAACUAUAUGUAAGAAAGUCACGCGAGGCAAACACAUAAAACGACAUAAAUACAAAACAAUUAAAUGGACAUGCGCGAUCGCGCUUAACUGAUUUAAAAGAGAAAUUAGAAAUCGUAUAUUGAAGCGGUUUAACACAUAUAUUAUAUGAAUACACUCUUAAAUGCAAAUACUUUUAAAGGUAAAAAAUGAAUCACGCGCGCGCAAGACAGUAUGUAAACAUUACGAGACAUUUUCAAGUAGUAUAUUACUGUCAAGACUGCUAGUACAUAUUACUACUUUAUUUGUGGCAGUUGAAUAAAAUAUCACAAUCGCAAUUACACUCACAACUCGAUAAAAGAUGAUAAAAUGAUAAAAAAUGUUGCAAAACCGAGAUGGAAUUAAUAAGGCGAUUGUUUUUUUUUUUUCGCGAAGACGAGAGUCUGACUGUCGUCAAAAAGUCUCGUUGCGCUGACUGGUGCACGUGUUAGUAGAAUCAAUAAUCAAAUAAAACAUAACCGAGCGUCACUACUCAAUGUUCUGGUAUAAAGUGAAAGAGGAAAAAAACAAAUUUGAGUUAAGCGACGGAAAGUGAAACUGCGUUUAUUUAGCAGAAUUUUUUUUUGAAUUGUCGAAUACUCGUGUCGAAAUAAUAAUUGCGACAAGUGCGACUCGCUGUGACUUUUUUUCUAAGUAAAACGAAAAUUUUUCGCUCAAUAUCGAGCACUUAUAUGUUUUAAAGAAACAAAAAUAUGAUUCUUUUUCGAAUUUAUAUUCAAAAUCGACGAAUGGUACUUUUGUCCUUUGCCGUCCCUAAAAAUAUUAAAAUGGCAAGAGAAGAACAAAUAUAACAAAGAUACAAGUACACAAGUAACAUGACUAAUUUGUCGAAAUCUUUCGAAGUCGAUAACAAAAUACACGCGACAAAUAGAAGAAAACAAUGUAAUAAGAAUUGCAACGCGCCUUCUACAAGAGGACGAUGAGUCGAAUAUAAAUCCUAGACUUAGGGAGAUAAAGAAGUAGCUUUCCUUUGCUUCUUCUUUGCUCUCUCUCUUCUACUAGUAUUAUUUAAUUUUCCUCUUCGUAAAUAACUAGCUAGCGGCCGACGUAUUGGUUUAUUUAUCCAUAUGUCAAGCUCGAUAUAUAUUCAUUUUUUACGCGAGACGCAAGGGUUAGAUCUCAAAUACGCAAAGUAUACGUGAGAAAAAGAAAAUAAAUACAAAGAUUAAAAGAUGACAAACCGAAAAUGAUAUCGAUAAAUAGUUGUGUAUUUUGCGGUUUUUCUCUUAUACAUAAUAUACACGUGUGAAAUCGUCGUUUGCAGUUGGAUAAAAUGUUCCACAUCAAGCGUUCUAAGAGAAGAGCGCGUUGUUUCAUGCAGCAAGUAAAAACAAUAUAAUAAAAAACGAAAGGUUGCAGUUACAGGAGCAGCUUAUAUAUGGGGAAAGUAAACUGAAAAAAGGGGAGAGUAAAAGAAUGAGAAUGAGUCCUGCGAGAGAAUCCAGUGAACGAGUGUGAAUGUUCGAAUUAUGCGCGAUCGAUGAACUUUUUUUUUUGCGGCUCGUCGCAAGCGAAAA